Molecule: messenger RNA, 942 nt
Organism: Musa acuminata subsp. malaccensis (wild Malaysian banana)
Lineage: Eukaryota; Viridiplantae; Streptophyta; Magnoliopsida; Zingiberales; Musaceae
Product: mitochondrial import inner membrane translocase subunit TIM14-1
Biological process (GO): protein import into mitochondrial matrix
Cellular component (GO): PAM complex, Tim23 associated import motor
Molecular function (GO): ATPase activator activity
Source: RefSeq, a predicted model, not a curated record
UAAUCUACCGGCCGGACCGGUUCUUCUGUGGUCGAAGAAGAGCAGGCGGUGUCAGAACCCUAGGUGGUGUCGAUCGAAGCAGAGAAGCGGGUAUGAUGGACGAUCGGCGAUUUGGGAGCUCUUGCCGAUGUUUAUCGUGGGAUUAGCGGUAGAUUCCCUUUGGAAAUGGUUUUACCUUUACUAGCAGGAUUAGCAGUUGCUGCUGCUGCUCUUGCUGGUAGAUAUGGUGUCCAAGCUUGGCAGGCAUACAAGGCUCGGCCGGUAGUUCCUCGUAUGCGUAAGUUCUAUGAAGGGGGCUUCCAGCCUACUAUGACAAGAAGAGAAGCUGCCCUUAUUCUUGGUGUCAGGGAAAAUGCCCCUCCAGACAAAAUAAAAGAAGCACACAAAAAGGUUAUGGUUGCUAACCAUCCAGAUGCAGGAGGAAGUCAUUACCUUGCUUCCAAGAUUAACGAGGCAAAAGAUGUCCUGCUUGGAAAGACCAAAGGUGGUGGAUCUGCAUUUUGAUUUACCUGCACAACAUGUGAAAUCUCAUCAAUUGUGCAGCAUAUUUGGUCACACAAGAUCAUCCUCAAACUUACCAUCCCUAUGAUACUUUGUCUCAAUGUUAAAGAUUUAUCGCAAUUCGAGUCGAAGAUGCAGGAUAGUUGGUGCAAUGUCUCAUCAUUGUGUUGGGGACAUAGCGAUGCUAUAGAGCCCCAUUCAUAAUAUAUUUUUUUUUUCAAGCAUGCAACAUCGUUCUACAAUAAUUGAAGUAUGGAUCUUUUAUGACUUGAAAUCACCCAGGUGUUGCUUUCAUUUUUCAAUGAAACAAUGCAUUGCCGGCAGGUAUUAAGUGUCAGAUAACUCCAUAUAGUCAGUCAGUCAGUGUUUGAUAAAAAAUGGCUUUGCGAUGUCAAACUGGAUUUGUAUGAACGCCACUGAAGAUCUUUCUUGCAUUCAGUA